Messenger RNA from Gaeumannomyces tritici R3-111a-1, 2370 nucleotides. RefSeq lists its product as hypothetical. Gene Ontology annotation, molecular function: protein binding. The record is from RefSeq and is a predicted model, not a curated record. Bases 1 to 2370 code for a protein of 789 amino acids. The transcript has a single exon. NCBI's taxonomy places the organism in Eukaryota, Fungi, Ascomycota, Sordariomycetes, Magnaporthales, Magnaporthaceae.
AUGUCAGCAUGGGGGACGUGGCGCCAAGCAUCGUGCUGGUUCCGGGCUCUCUCGACGAUUCCUGGGGGCCCCCUUCCGCUGUCCUGGUCGGCGCCACGGACCCGUCCCAACGGCUAUAUCUCACCAUAUUCCACGUCCACCGCCGCACCGGCAUCGUCCUCGGUACCGCCGCUCCCUCCCGAGGACAAUGGCGUCGGCUGCACGACCACCGAUGCGGAGCCCCUGGUUAACCGGGCAGAGACGGCGGUCCCCGCAGCAAAUACACCAGCGCCCACAAAUCGGCCCAGCAUAAAGCCCCCCUUGGCUGAACGCCUGCUGAUGGCGCCAAUGCCUGCCCACCCCGCGAGGGUGUCGGUCCUUAUCGAGCCUUGGAAGCCGCUGCCAGUUCUGACAGAGAGCUACCGCCGCGCGCACGAGCAUGUGCGGAGCGUGGUGUCGCAAAGGCGAUACGAGGAACGACGUCAGUCCUUUGACAGACCCUUUGCGGACUGGCGGGAGCUUCUACAGCGCAUGUUUGACAACACACCGGACCGGGCGAGCUGGAAAGCGGUCUGUCUCCAGGCCGACGCAGAGAGGUUCGACAAGCGGAUUCUGUUCAACGACUUGGAGUUGGGAAUCCGCCCCAUCAUGGAGUCAACUGGCUGUGCCAUCCGGACCAAGAAGGUGAAGGGUUCGAUUAUGUCCAUCUCUGUCUAUGGACCGCCCAGAUCCCUGGAGCGUGCUGUUGCCGCGAUCCUGGAGACAACCCGGCUGGCGCUGGUCACCAGGGGCCAUGAUGACUCGACCACCAUCGGCAUGGAGCCCCAUGAGCUCAGCGCCGAGGACCGAUCGCAUCUGAAUAAGGCGGAUGCGCAAGAUCAUUUUGAUCUGAAUUCACUCAUGGCGCUUGAUGGGUCGCCCUCUGUGACGCCAACAACAGUCACUCGCACCUCCUUCCUCACCGCGCAGGACGUUCCUAGACCCCAGGCUUGGACCAAGCGGGGUCUCGACGACUACGUGGCUCGCAUUACCGAUGUGCGCCUCGAGGAGCUGGCACGGGGUAUCCCGGGUUGGCGGACCCACCAUGUGUCUGCCGUCUCGGCCCUGCUGCUCGACGUCUUUCACAGCCACGAUGCGCGCGCAUCGAUAACGCUGCAAGCCACACACAAAGCACUCCGCUACCAUGUCCGGCACGGAAUGGCACUGCGCCAGGAGAUGAUGAUCCUCUUCGACUUGAUCACUAAUACGCUGGGGCUCACGCCUUCGACAGAGACCUUCAAUAUCAUACUGGGUGGCUACGCCCAGGCAAAGGAUCUCUGGGGGUUCGAAUGCAUGGUGCGAUCGAUGGAGGCUCAUUCGUGUAUGCCAAACUUCCGCACGUGGUUAUACAUGAUGUCUAUGAUCGAGAGCGGUCAAGUCAGACAGUAUAUCCUGGGGAUCAUGCGCUCCAAGGGCAUGCUCGGCUCGCCGUCUGUCGCCCGCGAGCUGGCAAGGCUCAACGCCGUCCACCACGCCCGCGUAGCUAUGGAGACUGAGCCCCCCACAAGUCUGCGGGAGUUCCUGGACUACCAAGACCAAUUAUACGGCGAGCGAAAGCUGUGGCUAACUCUAUCGGUCGCCAACCAAACGAUUGACGUAUUCUGCCAGUAUGGACGUUUCCAGGAAGCGUUCGCGCUCGUCAAAAGGAUGCGCAAGGCGGAUCGUCCCGCCCAAGAGCACCCUGAUAUAAUCACCUACACCACCAUAUUGGGACACGCCAAGACCCAGAGGCUAGUGCGUGUCGGUCUGCUCGCUCUAGAGCGCCUGGAGCGGGCCCGUCUGGUGCCCAAUGAGAUCACCUACCAUUUGCUCUUUGAGAUGCUCUGGAAAGCCCGUUUGCCGCUGGCUGUCGGUGUGGUCUGGCACUACGCGGCCCUGACUCUGGGCUCAAUGAGCUACCGAAUGCGCCGCCGGGUCGGGGAUGUGCUGCACGCUCUGGCCCACGAGGAACCAACCGCCGAGGGAGGAGGCGUCGUGGCCAGGUGGGCGAGGCUGAGAUCUCUCGCCUCGCUCGUGAGCGCCCUGCCAAGCCCGGAGACGCUACCCAGGCCUGACGGCGACGGUCGAGAGCCUCUCGAUAUACUGUUCGCCCAGGAGUAUGCUGGCUACAAGCCUGAAUCGUCGCUCAGUCAACUAUUAAAGUCGGCGCUCGAGGCGGACUGGCAGCACCACCGAGAAUUCGCGGCCGGCGGCUCUGAUGCUGCCACCCCGCAACGGAGAACAAUCGACCUAGUCCUUAGACGCACGCCUACGGUCCCCGCAACAAAGGCGCCCAAAUCAACUGAAACGAUAGUCCUCACGGCGGAUUAUUCCUCUCUGGGUGGACGACGGCAGAGCACCCACGUUUUAUAG